Coregonus sp. 'balchen' is the source of this 6196-nucleotide messenger RNA. The record is from the annotation of a GenBank genome assembly. Lineage: Eukaryota; Metazoa; Chordata; Actinopteri; Salmoniformes; Salmonidae.
CCUUGACCAAUCCACUUUCCUAUAUGAUAACAUGUGAUAGUAAUCCACGUUUGCGAAAUGAUGUUUGCGCAGUCCGUCAAAUUGGUGUGAUGUGCUUGAAUAUUGUUUCCUCUUGGAAUGGAUUUAGAAGAGGCAUUUCAAUUAGUCGGAGAAUUCGGAUCAUAUCAGAAGCAGAUGGUGUUGGUUCUUGUGUUGCUACAGGUUUGUUUUAUUAACGUUCCUUGCUUUGGUGGAAACGUAUGCCACCCACAUCUAGCUAGCUAAGCUAGCUGUAUUAGCUAGCAAUCUAAUACAUUGCUAUAUUUUCUAGAACAAUUUUCUGAAUACAUUACAGUAUGUCGUCAAACUUAGUGUGGGGCAAGCCAGCUAGUAGUCUGUCGCUGCUAUUGUUAUCCAGCCAUAGCUAAGCUAGUUAGUUAACUGGAUAAUGAAAUCACAGACGCUUUUAAGUAGCUUGCUGAAUCUUAGCUAGCUAUCUCUCCCGUCAUUUGCAUACGCAUUAAAGCCACAGUCUGCAAUAUUUCCUGCUGUUCAAUGGCCAUUUCAAUUAAUUAUACUCAGUUCUUGAAGAAUAUAACUUAUAAAUGCCAUAUGACAACGGUCUUAUCCUAUAACCCAAGAUCUAAGAGCCAAUUUAUGCUUGAUCAGAAAAUGUGGUCGCUGGGUGGUGUGACGCAAUUGCGAAGCAUCUGGAGGCACGCAGAGGCCAAAUUGAGCACCAUACGGCAUCGCCGUGCGUCUCUCAAAUAUUGUAUCAAUGUGGGGGUUCAUAUAGCUCCGCAUUGACAUGAUUGGAUGACGGAAGGUGAGGGCGGAAUGACUUGUAUAAACACAAAUUAACUUCCUUCACAACCGGUAACCUAGCGGUUAAGACCGUUGGGCCAAUAACCGAAAGGUUGCUGGUUCGAAUCCCCGACCCGACUAGGUGAAAAAUCUGUCUCUGUGCCCUUGAGCAAGGCACUUAACAUUAAUUGCUCCUGUAAGUCGCUCUGGAUAAGAGCGUCUGCUAAGUGACUGGCCGGAUCCGGUACCUCUCGUGGCAUAAAACAUAAUUGUCACUUUUUGCAAUGUAGAAAUUAUAAUAAACGCGAUCACUAAUAUGCCAUCACCAGCGAGUGAGCUGCACAUCAUUGGGUGAGUCAGUGAAACUGGAAAGCAUUUUUAGUAAUAUAAUUUCCUCAUAUUGUAGCGUACAAUAAAUAUGUCUCCACACACCAAGGCCUAGGCUAUUGAUGGAUUCAAGACAAGGUCGUUUUCAUUGAUCUCAGUUUCAGUGUCAAAGUAGCUUGUCAUUUCGAUCGUUCGUGCGGUAUUAUGGUGCUUUCACGACAACUGGGAACUCGGGAGAAGAAAACGAGGUCGAAUCAUGACGUCAGUGAUCUAUCUUCAGGUCGGAGGUCUAGAAGAGGCCAGAGUUCCACACUUGGAAUUCCGAGUUGGAUGGCCGUUCAAAACAAAUUUUCCCUAUUACCCAGUUGACUUAAACGCACUUAAGUCGGAGAUUUCCCAGCUCCGUGUUCCCAGUUUUUUUUGAACGCGGCAUUAAAAAAAGAUUAUGUCAAAGUCUUCAGACAUGUAAAAUGAUGUAGAAUUGCAUGAAAUGCGUCUAUAAAUGGCCAAAAAAAAUCCCCGACCUUAGGCCACAAAAAAUGUUUCCCAUGUGUGUAACUUCUGUAAGUUCCGCUACUUUACUGCCCUAUGCCACUAUGCAAAUGAAUUGAUAGGCAUUCAAUGCUUUAUUAUAAAGUUAUUUUUUUUUAUGCGUUCUGGUACCUCUGACCUCCCAAGCUCUACCAUGCCAAUCUCAGGCAUUUCAGAGGAUUUGAGCAGGUCAGGCUGUUGAAUUGCAGAUUGUGUGAAAGGAGUCAGCUAAUUAAAUACCAGUGAUGGAUAGAUCCCUUGGGUAUAUAGGCCUAUAUUACUUAAUAAUAAUAAUAAUAUGCCAUUUAGCAGACGCUUUUAUCCAAAGCGACUUACAGUCAUGCGUGCAUACAUUUUUGUGUAUGGGUGGUCCCGGGGAUCGAACCCACUACCUUGGCGUUACAAGCGCCGUGCUCUACCAGCUGAGCUACAGAGGACCACUUGCUUGGCACUCAGCUUGGUUUUGUUUUCCAGGUGUAUAUGGCAUGCCAGUCCAUGCUCAUUGUGCUCGUUGGAGCUGUACCAGAAUACGACAUUGAACAAGGUGACCACGCCAACCAUGAGGAGCUCAUCAAACACAUUACAUUUACAGAGGACGUCAACUCCAUCGUGACGGAGGUGAGAGGUCACUGUUCAUGAUUCAAUAGGAGCAAAAAUGUGCCGUGCUUGACAAUGUAGCGUCAUUCACACCUGUGUAUGGAAUUUAACACAUUUUAAAAUAAUCUAGACAAUGAAAAUAUAUGAAUGCUGUCUUCCAGUUUCUUUCCUUCCUUUUCUCUUAGUGGUUCCUUCUAAAGCAACAGGCUUACAAGGUCAGCUUGGCAGGCUCUUUGUUCUUCGCUGGGGUCUUGGUUGGAAAUGUUUUUUUUGGACCCCUCUCUGACAAGAUUGGAAGGAAACCAGUCUUCCUAACAGGUGACGAGAAUGAGAUUCACUACUUUUCAUAUAAUGAUCUUAAUCCAUAUCCUAUAAAAUAUUUGACAGGCUGAUAUGAUAUAGCAGCCAUUAGGAAAGGUCGUUGUUCUGACCUGCUACCUUGCGGGCUACUUUUCAGCCCAGCUAAUAGUCACUGGUAAAAAUCUCAGAAAGCUAUGGUUAGGCCUCAUCAUUCACUUUUUUUGCUCUGUUUCUCUCUCUCUCUCUCUCUCUCUCUCAGCUCUGUUCUUUGAGGUGUUGUUUGGCUAUGCCACAGCCUUUGCUCCCAGCUAUGAGGUGUUUGCUUUGUCGCGCUUGCUGGUGGGUCUGAUGAAUGGGGGCAUGUCCCUCGUCUGUUUUGUGCUCACCCAGGAGUAUGUGGGCAAGUCCUACUGGGCCAUGACAGGUACAAAUAAUCAUCAUGACACUGACAAAUGUUUACCAGACACAGCUACAGUAACUAAGGAGGGUGGGACUAGGAUUGGACAAAGGGUAAAUUGUAGUCAAGAAGAGUCAGUCGGAGAAACCCCCUCCCCCAGUGACAUAAGACAGUGGUCUGAGACUAUUGGAAACAGUUUUUACCAAACUAUUUAAAUGUUGUCUCUGGUGUUUGUUUUUCAGGGACCUUGACUAAUAUGACCUUUGCUGUGGGAAUUGCCCUGUUUGGUGCCCUUGGCUACUAUAUCAGACCUUGGCGUAACCUGGCAACAGCAGCUAAUUCUCCUGGCGUCCUGUUUUUUCUUCUUUGUGUGUAAGUUAAUUUUAGGAUGAUUAUUCCAAGAAAGCAAUUGCAUUAGAACCUCGACUGACACCUUUCCCAAGACAUUUUACCGCAUAUGUGAGACUGCAGUUUGCUGAUGGAACAAAAAGCAAGAUGACCUUUUCAUCUCCUGUGUUUUGUCUUUGUCUUGUUCCUGUUUUUCUGGCUGAGGCAGGACUCUCCCGGAGUCUCCACGCUGGCUGUAUUCCCGUGGUUACACGGAGAAGGCAGAGGAGGUUUUGCGGUACAUGGCCGUGCGGAAUGGGAACGGCAACGCUGCAGCCAAAGUGAAGCUCCGUAUGUGUCCUGGCUCUGUCAAGACUGGUAACCAGGGCAACAAUGGCCCUGGCCUCCUCGACCUGUUCACCCACCCAGUGCUCCGCAGGAGAACCGUGGUGCUCAUGUAUGUCUGGUGAGUUAGCACACCAUGACCUGAACCACUGGGAAACCAGAGGGACUCGCUUUUUGCAAUGUCAUUAAUGGUGCACAGGCAGUAUCAACAGCUCACAACUAUGCGUAGGUUCAGUAUACAUUGUUUUAAAGACCUUUCACACUGAAUACUUUAAACAUAACCAACCUUAGAGUGACACUGUCUGUGGGUGUGCUCUAGGUAUUCCUGCAGCCUGGUGUACUAUGGGCUGACCAUGAAUGCCAGUGAGGACAGUGGGAACCGCUACUUCAGUGUUGCCAUGUAUGGACUGGUGGAGCUCCCGGCCUACCCUCUCUGUAUCUAUUUCAUAAACAAGCAGUGGUAAGAUUCUCACCACCUGUGAUGAUAUUCUAUGAAUUAAAGUGUCAGUGGUGCACUGAAUAAAUGUCUUAUGGUUAAAAAAAAAUGAACAAAUAUUGAAUCGUAAUAGUUUCACAAGACUAUAUAUUCUCAUCACACCUGUGCUAAACAGUUGGAAUUUGUGCCUGUUUUUUAGGGCUGGGAGAAGGAAAACCAUGGCCAGCUUUCUGGGUUUAGCUGGCUUGUCAUGUCUAUGCACCAUGUUUAUCCCUGGAAAUGCUGGUAAGGGCAUUCCAUCUACAGUAUAUUAGAUAGAUUUGAUUAAUUAUGUUACUUUUUUUAAUCUAUUUGUUAUUUAUUAUUUAGGGGCAUUGUUCAAUGCUACCUCUUUAGCUUUGUUAGGAAAGCUGUUGGUCAGUGCGGCUUUCAACAUAGUGUACGUCUACACUACUGAACUGUACCCCACUGUUAUAAGGUGAGUGCAGUGCAACCAGAUCCCACUAAAUUACUUCUAUAAAGUACAGUAGAGGGCGCCGUUCUCCCAUUUUUGCUUGUGUGAUAUGAGCGUCAAUUUCAAUUUAAGUUCUCACAAUGCAAUAUGUUUUUGUACGGUAUGUUGGAGAGGUGUUUAAAUAAUGUUAUGUGCUUUGUCUUGAUGUCAGGAACGCUGGUCUUGGGGUCUGCUCAAUGUCUUGCAGAGUCGGAGGGAUCCUGGCCCCUUUCGUGCCCUCUUUGGUACGUCAGCAGAAUAUCAUUAAUAUGAUGAUGGACAAAAAUCAUUGUCUUUUUAUGUUUUCACAAUUGUAAUCAAGUACAAGGACCACUUUGGUCUUUCUAUAAGUGUUCAAAUUGUGAUAAACAGAAGUUGUUUUGCCUUCUGUCAGAAUGUAUGGUAUUCAUUUGAGCCCCUCAAGCUUAUGCUGUGUUUUGUUUUCUAUGUGUUUCAGAGAGACUUACACACCUCUAUGCCCUUCAUGGUAUUCUGUCUCAGUGGGAUCUCUGCUGGCUGCCUGGGUCUCCUUCUCCCUGAGACACUCAACAAACCUGUGGCAGAGACACUGGAUGAGCUCCGCAGUCCUGCUUACCACCGCAUUGUAGAGACAGAGGUAGGAUCAUAACUCUGUCCUUUAUAUUGGGUUAGUUACCCCCUAGCUUUGGACGUCGGGCUUCUCACGUAGUUCGAAAGCCAGGUGAAGUUCUCCUCAGGAAGAAAAUAAAAAGGGGUGGAGUAUAACUAGUGACGGUUUGCCACUUAUCAAACCAAUCGCAUAUUUUGCAUCGGUGGAGCUCCAAACAGAGUUUGUGAUUCUGAUUUUAAAACAAGCUAGCAAGCCUAUAAUGCAAAACUAAUGUUGGAUAGGCUACAAAAACUGUCUGACACGGUAGGAAAUGCCUCUUCUGAGGGAAAAUUCAAGCGCUGAAUGCCAGCUCUCCCAUUCAAAGGAAAAUCCAAUAUUGAUGUUCUCCAGACUUCCAAUAGUCGAGACAGGAUUAAGAAGGAUGGUCAGGCGAGACUAGUUACUCCCUAUCCAAAUGCAUGUUUACAAUGAUCUUUAAAAAAAAAUAACCUGCUUAACAUUCUGUAUCUUGGGGGGUUGGAUUGUGUUCCAUUAUACAGACACACUUGUUUGAAGAGGACCAAUCGAAAACAAAGCAUAAACUGAAUCAGUGACUUACUCUUUGAACGAGAGAACAGUCAGCGGCAAUCCACAGGAGAGACUCUCGAAGCCUGUCCACACACACACAAGUGAGAGGGACCCGAUGCUCUGUUUCCAUGGUGAAGCAAGGACUGGUCUAGCUACAUGCCGUGAUGGAUGGUGGUCCAUUUUACAGGGAACGGCACACAUGUUUACAAUGUUAUUUUGUUUCUGUGUGUGUGUUAUAUGUUUUGUACUGUAUAGUGAAAUGUGAAGUGCCUUCUAAAUUCGCAGUUUAUACAACAGUGAAUUUAUCAAGUCGAAUGUGAUAUCAAGUAAUCAUGUGAUCAAAUGGAAGAGAACUACAAUUUCUGCCAAAGUUUUCAGUUUCUACUUUGCCAACUAGUCAUCGGGGGCCUAAUUUAUAAUCAUUGCGUACAUUUCAUACUAAAUAGCUGCCUGCGCCAUUUCUGAAAAGACUGCAAGCACAAAAAUAUUGAGAUUUAUAAACUU